AUCCAUCACCAUGCCCAAGGCACUCCACUUCAAAGGCGACAAGAAGGUGAAGAAGAAGAGGAAAACAGCCGAGCCGUACGACGCCGACGAUGCGCGCUCCAAGCAGCUCACCACUAACGCGCCUGCCGAGGCUGAGAAUGACGACUCCUGGGUGAGCGCGGAGGCGCCAAGCGAUAUUUCUGGCCCCGUUGUCAUUGUUUUGCCCACCGAGGCGCCGAGCUGUCUAGCAUGCGAUGCAAAUGGCAAGGUCUUUACCAGUAACCUGGAAAACGUGGUCGAGGAGGACCUGGCGACGGCCGAACCGCACGAUGUGCGCCAGGUCUUCGUUGCGAAUCGCGUCGCUGGUACAGAACAAGUGAGCUUCAAGGGACAUCAUGGAAGCUAUCUUGGCUGCAACAAAUUUGGCAUCCUUAGUGCCUCAGCAACUGCCAUUUCGCCCGAAGAAUCCUUCAUCAUCAUCCCCGUACCUGACAACCCCGGCGCCUUCUCCCUCCAAACUGCGCGUGACAAAUUUCUCAGCAUUGACGAGUCUUCUACAGACGGGGCUGAGAUUCGAGGCGACACAGAACAUAUCAACUUCAACACCACGUUUCGCAUCCGCAUGCAAGCGCGCUUCAAGCCUCGAUUCAAGGCGAACAAGGAGGAGAAGGCUAAUUUGAAAAUCAGUCGCAAGGAGCUGGAAGACCAGAUUGGACGAAGGCUCAACGAUGCCGAGGUCAAGAAAUUGCGAAAGGCAAAGGUAGAAGGCAAUUUCCAUGAGACAGCUCUAGACAUGAAGGUCAAGUCCAGUCACGACAAAUAUGCCAGUAUGUAAGUAUGGGCGGAAGUGUCAUCAAUCACAUGUCUCCCUCGUAAACCUCUACAAUUGCCAUCAUGCACUGCAACAGGGACAUCCCAACGGGUCAAACAACGACGACAUCCUGGUCACACAAUGGCGGUGCGCCAUCGGUUACCAUGCUGUACCUGCAACACUGCACAGCCACGCCUUCAUGCGCCAGGGCUUGGAUGCAGUUUCGAAACCUCGUACGCCACAGGUUCGUGCCUUACCAAGCCUGGGCACCCGCUGCUCCCAACCGCCGAUCAAGAAUUGCGCCCAGUAUGUCGGGAAUUUUUUUUCUGCCUGGGCAGGAACUGUUUCGGGUCAGGCAUUGUAUGCAUGGCCUGAGGCUCUUUAGGAGGAAAGUGCUCCGCCGCCUUAUGUCUUGGCAUUGUAGUAAGAUUUGAUUAUGUUAUUACACGUUGCAUGCGCCA
Messenger RNA from Pyrenophora tritici-repentis Pt-1C-BFP, 1251 nucleotides. RefSeq names its product putative frg1 family protein. Gene Ontology annotation, molecular function: actin filament binding. NCBI's taxonomy places the organism in Eukaryota, Fungi, Ascomycota, Dothideomycetes, Pleosporales, Pleosporaceae. Gene Ontology annotation, cellular component: striated muscle dense body; nucleolus; catalytic step 2 spliceosome. The record is from RefSeq and is a predicted model, not a curated record.